AUGCCCGGUUCGAAGCCUACCCCAACGUUGGCAGCGGCGACGAAGACGACGCGUGCGCCAACCGUCACUUCCACCCAUAGCGAGAAUGCGAGCAAGACGGCCAACAAAUUACACAAGCGAUCGCGCUCAGGCUGCUUUACAUGUCGUUUGAGAAGGAAAAAGUGCGAUGAAGGCCACCCCUCAUGCAAAGCUUGUAUCAACCUCAAUUUGAAAUGCGAGUAUAAGCGACCAAUGUGGUGGGCCAGUGCGGAGCAGCGGCGGAUGCAAAAGGAGCGAGUCAAGAACAAAAUCAAACACACCAAGACCCUGGAGAGGCGCGGGUCACAAGGUAUGCGUAAAAAUAGUCUAGGUCAAGUCAUGUAUCUGACUUAUCCUUUGCACUCAGAAAAUGGUGAGCAUGCUCAUCUUUCACAAACCUCUCCAUCGCUCUCUGGGGAAGGUGACUUUAUCCAUCCGUCGUUUGUCGAGCCUUACGAUCCCUUCAUCAACAAUAUGCCAACGACCGCAUUUCCAACCCAUGCUUACCCAGCCCAUUACGCUCCUUACGAAAUUGACGUUCGCACUGAGCGCCAAACGUUUGUUAAUGAUGUCCCUCUGCGACACGACUCUUCUGUCUCUACAUAUAGUGCGAUGGGCCCACCACAGCUUCACGCUACGCUCCCUACCUUCCAUGGAGACGAAUGGUUGAAAGAGGAGUGUUUUAAUCAAGCUGGGGUAUACGGGCCCCUGGAUCCCUCGAUUGUCCAGCACAACAGUUAUUCCAUGGCACCACAUAUAGACACUGCAGCUAUUCCUGUCGAUGAGCAUGAUCGCGCAUUCCUUGAUCACUUCGUCGAGAACGUCCUACGAAUGAUUUUUCCAAUUAUCGAGGUUCACCAACUCGGUGCCGCUCGCGCGAGAUCAAUUUUGCAUUCGCUUGAAACGAACAAAUCUUACCUCCAUUGUUGUCUGAGUGUUUCGGCAAUUCACCUGAAAACCACAGUGGGCCUAAGUGCAGAGCAGAUUGAUCAUGAUAUUAUGCGACAUCGAUACGAAGCGAUUGCCCAGUUGUGCCAGGCUCUCAAUCAUGACACCGAACAUGAGCAGAUUCUAGAUGCGACUCUCGCCAUGAUUUUCUUCCAUUGCUCAGUCGGAGCACCUGAUGACUGUUUGCCAGACAUUCCAUGGGACGAUCAUUUCCAAGCGGCUUCAAAUUUGGUGAACCGGCUAGAGCUGCCAAGCUCCUCCGUUCGCACGGCUGAUUCUGGCGUAAUUACGCCUUUCAGUAUGACAAUGACUACUUGGAUUGACAUCCUCGGUGCAACUAUUCUCGGGAAAACACCACAGUUUGCUCAUUCUUACCGGUCCAAGCACCUCACUGGUACUCCGUCUGGCCUGCGCGAGUUGAUGGGAUGUGAUGACAGGAUAAUGUAUCUCAUAUCUGAGAUUGCCUGCUUGGAUUCAUUGAAGCUUGAAGGGCGUAUAAAUGAGCUUACUCUCUGCCAACAUGUUUCUGCGCUUGGCGCACAACUCGAGCAUACCGAGCCCGCCGAUCCAGCACUUGGGCACCCAUACACGCCUAAUGGUGCUUUCCGGCCUGAUAUCUUGACAAAGUCUAUGAGCACAAUAUUCCGCAUUGCGGCCCGGAUUUAUCUGUGCAGCCUUGUUCCUGGCUUCGAUCGAAAUCAGCCCAGCAAUGUGAACCUUGUUCUAGCUCUUACAAGCGCGCUCCAGUUCAUUCCAGCUGGCCCCUACGGUUUCGACAGGUCGCUGGUAUGGCCCUUGCUUAUGGCAGGUGCAUUUUCAACCCCCGAAAGCUCGUUUCGCAGCGUUCUCGAAGAGAGAGCAGCAGCUUUAGGAGAAAUUGGGGACUUUGGUAGCUUUGGCCGAAUGUAUCGUGUGUUGCACGAAGUAUGGCGCCUGUCGGACGACUGCUCCACUUCUGAGCCUGUGGCAACGGAGCAAACCCAUGCGAGCGGCUUGGGCUUCAAGCAAGAAAGCUCCACUUCUCCAGAGCUGGGAAGUCCAGGAAUGCGCUCCAUCAAAAAGCAGAACGUGCAUUGGCGAGAUAUUAUGCACCGCAACGGCUGGAGAUAUCUGUUACUGUAA
Messenger RNA from Penicillium cataractarum, 2088 nucleotides. RefSeq names its product Zn(II)2Cys6 transcription factor. NCBI's taxonomy places the organism in Eukaryota, Fungi, Ascomycota, Eurotiomycetes, Eurotiales, Aspergillaceae. The record is from RefSeq and is a predicted model, not a curated record. Gene Ontology annotation, molecular function: transcription cis-regulatory region binding; zinc ion binding; DNA-binding transcription factor activity, RNA polymerase II-specific. Gene Ontology annotation, cellular component: nucleus. Bases 1 to 2088 code for a protein of 695 amino acids. Gene Ontology annotation, biological process: positive regulation of transcription by RNA polymerase II. The transcript has 2 exons.